AGGAGGAAACAGAAACAGCUGAGGCGAAUAACUGGAGGAAUCAUUUCUACUUUUAACACCUUAACUAUUCUGCAUCUCCAGAUAUCUAGUUCUUCACGCUCUCUGGAGAAGAAGGUAGAUCACAGGGGAACAAAUCAUUUACUCACUGUUCUUCAAGCUUUUUGAAAAUGGUCAACUCUAGAAGUGUGUUACUGCUGGUCUGCACAGUCUUGGUGGUUGGGGCCAUCUGUGGAUCAGACGCUCGCCAAGAUGGAAAGAGACGACCGUGCUGCGUUGCAGUCACCAACCUCGAUAUGAGUGCUGAGGUGGUGGGGGAAACAUAUCGUCAGCAGGCCGCAACACCACCCUGUGUGAAGGCUAUAAUUUUCAACACAGAAUAUGGACAGCUUUGUGCUGAUCCAAAUGCUCAGUGGGUCAAGGAUCUCACUGCCAACAUGAUGAAGGUGUGAAGCACAGAGUCUGUGGCGAAUCAUCAUCAGUGUUUCCUUUGACAUGAACUUUAAAGACUUAUUUAAAACCAG
Messenger RNA from Oreochromis aureus, 521 nucleotides. RefSeq names its product C-C motif chemokine 18-like. Lineage: Eukaryota; Metazoa; Chordata; Actinopteri; Cichliformes; Cichlidae. The transcript has 4 exons. The coding region runs from base 168 to 449 and encodes 93 amino acids. Gene Ontology annotation, molecular function: chemokine activity. The record is from RefSeq and is a predicted model, not a curated record. Gene Ontology annotation, cellular component: extracellular region. Gene Ontology annotation, biological process: immune response.